AUGAUCUCAAUGAUAGAUCAUGCGAAUUCGCCUUCCUCUCCCUCCUCUCCAACCCAGCAGGCUGGUAUGCAAAUUACCUUGAGUUAUAGGCUUUUCUUAGUUAUCCUUCUCGGGCUAUCCUGCGGAACGUUCGAUAUCGACGUACCACCUCAAGUCUCCGUUGGUGAUGUCAAAUCCUACGGGUGGAGAUGGCAUGAUUCUGAACUCCGGCGUGAUUUGAAAGGCAUGUUUGUGGUAAUGCUUGCUUUGUCUCCAGAAGGCGUCGAAUGUCCUAGUCAGCCAAGUCAGGCAGGGAUAGGAGAGGUGUUAUCUCAAAUCGUGGAGGAUUUCUCUAUAGCCAAGAAACCUGACAGAGAUGACGAUGAUCGUUCUGGAAAUGUGUUUCUUUCCACAGGCAAGACAGGGCCUCAUGCCGUCUGUGUAUACGGGAACGUGUCAUCGAAGGCCGUGGCUUCUGGAGAGUUCGAAAUUAAGCAAGGCAACGUUAGGCAAGACGCCUUCACUCAUCUACAAAUGGUCAUUGCUCAUGUGUUUUUUAAUCAAUCCGAGGCAUUCGAGGUUUCUCCGCGUCCAGGAACUAGUAGCACAACUCCUUCUACCAGUUCGACCUCUUCUACCAGACCGAUCUCUUCUACCCCCUCGAUCUCUUCUACCAUAGCAAUCCCUUCGACCACAUCAAUUUCUUUUUCUUCUACCGCAUCAGUCCAGGCUUCUCCACCUCAGAGUCUUUCGUCAAGCUUUGGAGGUCCAAGUGGUCACAGUCAGAACGGAAGCAUUACUCGGGACCAUUCUGCGGUCCAGGUUGCUCAAAUUGUUGGCGGGGUUGUGGGAGGCACAGUUCUUGUUUCUCUGGUCCUUCUUCUGUUCCUAUUCCGGGCAAGGAACCGGCGCAAAUCCCAACAGUUUUGUCGAAGAAGUUCACGUGUGAUCACGCCCUACGAUUUUGCGGCGGUCGAAACUGCAAGCGUUCAGACUGGACAACGUGAAAAAAAUUCGCGAAUCCCUACACGUUUGCCGCGAGCGUGGAUUGCGCGUCAGCAGCCACGAGAGAAAGCCCGGCGAGUGCACCAACAACCAGAUUACCACAGCAUUCAAACCGCUCCCACAGAGUCGACUUCUGACGUUGAACCUCCAGUCCAACCAAUUCCAUCACAAGGGUUCGGGAAUCCUACGACGGCAGGCCCAGCACCGAACGAAGCACCAGCCACUUCAAAUGAGGAAAGGCCCAGGGAGACGAACGUUCCUACGGACUCGGAGCCUCGGUACAUGGUAAUGCACGCAGAUAGCGGAUGGAGACCUGCACAUACACCAGGACCCAGCUACGUUGAUGUACCCCCUAGUUACAAUGACGCAACAUAA
Molecule: messenger RNA, 1359 nt
Organism: Marasmius oreades (fairy-ring Marasmius)
Lineage: Eukaryota; Fungi; Basidiomycota; Agaricomycetes; Agaricales; Marasmiaceae
Exons: 6
Coding region: 1-1359 (452 amino acids)
Source: RefSeq, a predicted model, not a curated record